AAAAAAAAAAAAACAUUUUUCUUAUCUUUUUCUUUAUGGAUACAAAACGAGAAAUUAAAAGAAGAAUCACACAAGCUUGUAUUUUGUGUCGGAAGAAAAAAGUAAUACGAUGGCGUUGAUCAGCAUAUACUUAGUCAUCUAUAGAUAAAGUGUGAUGGUGCUAAACCUGAAUGUCUUCAUUGUAAAGAAGCCAACUUGUCAUGUCAAUAUACAGAAUAUAAAAAGAGAGGACCUCAUAAGGGUUAUGUUCGAUUAUUAGAAGAACGGCUAGCUCAACUUGAGCGAAAACUAGUGAAUACAGGCAUGGAAUUACCACCUCCUCUGCCAACCAAAGAUAAACCCAAAGAAGAAGAAGGAGGAGGAGGAGAGGAAAAAGAAGAGGAUGAUUUACCACCCAGUGCUAUUGUGACUCAUCUGAUUGAACUGUUCUUUCAGUAUGUCAAUUCAGUCUUUCCUCUUGUUCAUCGUGGUCGAUUAAGACAAUCCAUUCAAGAUGGAACAGUGUCUAAACCUCUUUUAUGGGCAUUGAUGGCUAUUGCAGCAAGAUUUUCAGAUCAUCCAAGCAUCAAGACAGAUCCUCCUUAUUGGGCAGGUGAAAAGUUUGCUACCAAAGCCACUCAGUCCAUCAAUGCUUCUCUUUUAGAACCUACCAUACCCAACCUACAAUUCUGGGGUAUCAUGUCUUGCUUAGAAUACGGUAGAGCCUCAGGUUCAAAAGCAUGGACCUACGGAGGUAUUGCUGUCCGUAUCUGUCAAGAGUUAGGUCUGAAUAAAGAAUCGGUGCUUAGGACACCCAUUCUAUCGGAGGGAACAGUGGAUUAUGUCGCCAUGGCACUCAGGCGACGUAUCUUUUGGAGUUGUCUCUGUAUUGAUAAAUUCGCAAGCACAAGUACAAACCGUCCUCAAGGAUUUGAAGUCGGCGAUUAUGAUGUUCAAUACCCCACACGCACAGAAAGUAGUCUGUUGCUUGACCCACUCCAGAACUUUACUGUCGAUCGAAGAGUAGUCACCAAUGACCCUUUGAUGGAUGUCGUGCCUCAUUAUGUUGGUGUCUUGGAAAGGUUUGGUGAGAUCUGUAAAUACAUGAGUCGGGCCAAGACAGAUGGGUCUCAAGUGACAUGGCCACCCAUUGCUGAGUUCAGUCAGUUGGAUACCUCCAUGCGUGUCUGGAAAGAGAGCUUGCCAGACCAUUUCAGAUUCUCGGCAGCGAUGGUGGCCAAGUACCGAGAGACAGCCACACAAAACUAUCUGAAUUUCUGGAUCUGUGCUCAUGCGAUGUACUGUACAGGCAUGUUAGCACUCCAUCGAGGUAGUUUAGCCUAUAGUGAUCUCGGACCAUCUGAGUUACCAUCAGAUGUUUAUAAACAGAUCCAAGCCAGUGUUGCCUGUUGUAAAGAACAAGUCGAGACAGCCACAGAAGUCUUUCGAUGUUUGAGAGAUACGUGUGGGUGUAAUGUAUUGCCUUAUAUGGGCUAUUGUGCUUAUAUCUUUUCGACUGUCUUGAUGACCUCUGUGUUUUCUUCUGACCCUGUUGCUUAUACAAAAAGUAGUUUAGGUCUUGCUAUUUUGUUUGAUACCAUCAAGAUCUUGGGUCCUUAUUGGCCUAUGAGUGAACGCUUGGCCUUGACAACACGUGACAUGCUCUCUACGCAUUCUCGCCUAUAUGAGAUUGAAGCCAAUCAUCGGAUGCCGAUCCCACUCAAGAUCACCCAAAGUCCUGAAUCCAUGGCUUCGAUCUCUACAACAGACACACCUUCCAUACCAGCCAACCAUGUGAAUUACAUGGCAAUGCCUUACACCACACAACCCACAGAUAUUGAUUUCAAUAGCUGCGAAUUCCUGAAUGACUCUGCUUUGUUUGGACAAAUGAUUUUCGAUUCUUCUAAACUGCAGUAUAUGAUGUAUAAUACACCGCCUCAUUUAUUUAAUAAACAAUAGCUCAGGA
This is a messenger RNA of Gilbertella persicaria, 1945 nucleotides long. Its product is annotated as fungal-specific transcription factor domain-containing protein. Gene Ontology annotation, biological process: DNA-templated transcription. The coding region runs from base 304 to 1938 and encodes 544 amino acids. Gene Ontology annotation, molecular function: zinc ion binding; DNA binding. NCBI's taxonomy places the organism in Eukaryota, Fungi, Mucoromycota, Mucoromycetes, Mucorales, Choanephoraceae. The record is from RefSeq and is a predicted model, not a curated record. The transcript is spliced from 5 exons. Gene Ontology annotation, cellular component: nucleus.